Messenger RNA from Prinia subflava (tawny-flanked prinia), 1972 nucleotides. It is a transcript of the gene RNF7, whose product is annotated as ring finger protein 7. Bases 43 to 387 code for a protein of 114 amino acids. Gene Ontology annotation, molecular function: zinc ion binding; ubiquitin protein ligase activity; cullin family protein binding. The transcript has 3 exons. The record is from RefSeq and is a predicted model, not a curated record. Gene Ontology annotation, cellular component: Cul5-RING ubiquitin ligase complex; nucleus. Gene Ontology annotation, biological process: protein ubiquitination; ubiquitin-dependent protein catabolic process. NCBI's taxonomy places the organism in Eukaryota, Metazoa, Chordata, Aves, Passeriformes, Cisticolidae.
GCGCUGCCGCCCGCGCGCCCGCCGCGUCCCCGCCCCUCCGCCAUGGCCGAUGUGGAGGACGGGGACGAGCCCGGCGCCCCCCACUCGCUGCCGGGCUCCGCGGGCUCCAAGGCGGGCGCCCCCGACAAGAUGUUCUCGCUGAAGAAGUGGAACGCGGUGGCCAUGUGGAGCUGGGACGUGGAGUGCGACACCUGCGCCAUUUGCCGGGUGCAGGUCAUGGAUGCCUGUCUUAGAUGUCAAGCUGAAAACAAACAAGAAGAUUGUGUUGUGGUUUGGGGAGAAUGCAAUCAUUCCUUCCACAACUGCUGCAUGUCCUUGUGGGUGAAACAGAAUAAUCGCUGUCCCCUCUGCCAGCAGGACUGGGUGGUCCAGAGGAUAGGCAAAUAAAGGCUGGAAGGGUUUCUCUGUGCUGCACUGGUUGGAAUGGUGUGUGUGUUGUGCCCUAUGCUCAUGCAGAACGGACCGUGUCCCUCAGGACACGACUCCCUUGGUUCCCUGCUCCAAGGCCAGAGUGGGUCUGGUGCAGGCCUCUGGCUGCACAGGUGCAGCCCAUGCUCAGGCUCACUGCAGGGCUUCCACUGCUGAAACAGGAGAUGCUACAUCAACAACCCCAUCUGCUAGGAUUAAAGCCUUGUCUACAUCAGAAACUUAGUGGUGCAGAUUAUACCCUAAACACUAAACGAAUUAAAUUGGAAGGGUCACCUUACCUGGUUUGAUACACUGCAUAGUUUACUGUCAGGAUAAAGAAAAUGUUUCCUAAGUACUAUUAUAUGCAGAAACACAGUCAGUGUGUUUUUUAAGAAACUAUUCUGGGUUUUAAUCUAAAAUGAACAGUGUGUAAACAUUUGCUAUGUGCUUUUUCUGUCACAUGCAUUAAUCAGCUCUAAUUUAGGGGGUUUUAUGACUUUUGUUUUAGCUCCAAAUCUGUUGCUCUGUUAUAUUCUGUACAUGAUUUCUGCAACCAUAACAUUAAAAUUUAACCACGUUAAUAAAUUUUAAAUUUAGAUUUCUGUAAUGGUCAUGGAGACAUGUAUUUUUAAUCCAAGGAUUUUUGGUACUGAGACAUGUAUUUGAUUUCAGUUAACUAGAGUUGUAGACAAUCUUGCUGCUUAGCUGAUUAAUAUAGGAAGCAAACAAAAGUGAUAAUUUACAUAACCCAAGAAAAGGAGGCAUUACUCUAGGGAAAAAUGGUAAAUUGUGAUUUCAUGAAAAAUCAGUACAUAGAAAUUUCUUUAUUUUUAUUGGUCACAAUGUUUUGGAAGCUUUUUUUUCAUUUUUGUGGAAAUCCUAAAUAUAUCAUCUUCUUUGAAUUUUUUCUUACACCUGUUUAAGUGCUUGCCUCUAACUUUGUCUUUUCCCUAAAUAUCCAAAUUACUAUGAAUCUGAAUGUAUGCUGUGGGAUUUUUAAAAUAUAUGUAACAGAGAGGUUAAAUUAUUGCUUUAAAUCUGUAACAAAUUCAGGCUUAAUAAAAUGGUUAAUCAACAUGGGUGAAAUUGAAGCAAUAUCAUUCACUUUGUUUACUUCAAAAUUAUCAUCUUUAAUGUGUUUCUCAGUAGAUGUAUUUCCAUCUAAUACUAAGUACAUUUACAGAGGUUUAUCUUCACUGUAUAAAGUACUUCCAAUCUUUGUGUCAUCAAGUGUAUUGCAGAGUUUACUGUGGUUUUGUUUAAUAUUGUAAUCGUGUUUUAAGAUGUUUUGAUUUUUUUAAAUGUAGUUUUUGUUUAAUAACACACACUGAGAUAAAAAAUCCUGAGUCACUGUUACACUGUAUCACAUCAGGUGUUAUUAUGCCAGAUGAUGUCUGUCUUAAAACUGAAAACAAAUGUAAAAUAUGUUAACAGUAGUAAUGAAGUGCCUAUAGCAUUUACAUUGUCGUGGAGUAUUUCUGUUUGUAUAAAAGUAUUCCCAAAAUUUUUGCAGAAAAAGAAAUCUGAGUGGAUGUGAAAAUAAAUUUUAGCUGUUGCAGUCAAA